This is a messenger RNA of Sinocyclocheilus grahami, 971 nucleotides long. RefSeq names its product glutaminase liver isoform, mitochondrial-like. The transcript has 8 exons. Bases 65 to 856 code for a protein of 263 amino acids. The record is from RefSeq and is a predicted model, not a curated record. Lineage: Eukaryota; Metazoa; Chordata; Actinopteri; Cypriniformes; Cyprinidae. Gene Ontology annotation, biological process: L-glutamine catabolic process. Gene Ontology annotation, molecular function: protein binding; glutaminase activity.
UGUUUAUUCUAUGCAAACGCAACUAUGACGUCCUUCUUUACAGUGUUUUCCUGUAGGGGCGGAUAUGAGAGAUGCACUGGACUUUUAUUUCCAGUUGUGCGCCAUAGAGGUCACGUGCGAGUCUGGCAGUGUAAUGGCCGCCACACUGGCUAACGGAGGCAUCUGUCCAAUCACAGGAGAGAGAGUUCUGAGCACAGAAGCCGUACGAAACACGCUGAGUCUCAUGCACUCCUGCGGGAUGUACGACUACUCGGGACAGUUCGCUUUCCAUGUUGGAUUACCUGCUAAAUCUGGUGUGUCUGGUGCUGUUCUUCUGGUGGUGCCGAACGUGAUGGGUGUCAUGUGUUGGUCGCCCCCCGUGGACAAAGUUGGGAACAGUGUCCGUGGAAUUCGCUUCUGUCAGGAACUGGUGUCUUUGUUCAACUUCCACAAUUAUGACAAUCUGAGGCACUUUCUGAAGAAGCAGGACCCUCGCAGACAGUCUGGUGACGACAGGAAUAAAUCGGUGGUGAAUCUGAUGUUUGCAGCCCACAGUGGAGAUGUCUCAGCUCUGAGAAGGUUUGCCCUUUCAUCUAUGGAUAUGGAGCUGAAGGACUAUGACUCUCGUACACCACUUCACAUAGCUGCUGCAGAGGGUCACAUGGAUGUUGUGCUAUUUCUGACACAGUCCUGCAAAGUAAACCCUUUUGUGAAAGACCGGUGGGGGAAUAUUCCUCGGGAUGAUGCCAUGCAGUUCGGCCAUGAGGAUGUGGUGAAGCUCUUGGAAGAAUAUGAGCUAAACUACAGUCUGCAAACAUCUCAGACUGACACAGAAGACCAAUGUCAUCAAUCCAAAUGUUCAUCUCUGGAGGGAUGAGUGUAAUCUGCUGUGAAUUUAACCAAAUUUAAGGACUAUAGAUCAUGUCAUCAGAUAUUGUGAAAAUAAGGGCACUUAUAUGGAAAUGUCUCUGGACAGAGAUAAAAAGCUAAUU